Populus euphratica (Euphrates poplar) is the source of this 1210-nucleotide messenger RNA. RefSeq lists its product as uncharacterized. Gene Ontology annotation, cellular component: plasma membrane. The record is from RefSeq and is a predicted model, not a curated record. Lineage: Eukaryota; Viridiplantae; Streptophyta; Magnoliopsida; Malpighiales; Salicaceae. The coding region runs from base 228 to 962 and encodes 244 amino acids. The transcript is spliced from 3 exons. Gene Ontology annotation, biological process: defense response to other organism.
UAUAUAUAUAUAGAAUGACCAUGUCCUCGUGAAUGUUCAAAAAACAUUUUCCUUCUCUUAAUGAUCUCACGCAAAUUUCAAUUUUCUCAGAUCCCACUGCAGAUCUCCUUUUUCCCCGGAAUUUGAAAUCUCAGCAAGAAAUUAACCUGAUCAACGUUACUUCUGCCAUUUAUCAGUCAAGAUAAUUUCUUGACAAACAGAACAGUCCAAAUUCAAGAUUGCUAUCAAUGGCCGGCAAGCCAAUGAAACCAGUUCUCCAAAGACCACCGGGUUACAGAGACCCCAACCUCCAGGCAAAGCCUGCCCCGAGACCGCUACCCACAAAGGCAUUGCUGCCUCCUUCAUUCCAACCAAGGAAAAGACGGUCCAGGCAUUGCCGUCUAUGCUUAUGUUGCUUAAUCCUUCUCCUUAUUAUCGUCAUUCUCCUGAUGAUUAUCGCAGGAGGUCUAUUUUACCUGUGGUUCGAUCCAAAACUCCCCGUUUUCCACCUCCAAUCUUUUAAAUUCUCCGCUUUUAACAUCACCAAGAGAUCGGAUGGCACGUACCUUACCGCCAAAAUGGUUGCAAGAAUCGAAGUUAGGAAUCCUAAUGAAAAAAUCAUCUAUCAUUUUGGAGAGUCUAAAGUGGAAACGACAGCGGGAGACGACGAGGUUAAUUUGGGAUCGACGACCUUGCCUGAGUUCACACAGGGAAAAGAGAAUACGACUAGUUUGGAAAUUGAAACCAGUGUGAACAAUGAGCUGAUCGAGGAUGGAAUUGGAUCGAAGAUUCUUGAUCAGUUCACGAGCAAAAAACUGAAGGUGGAUAUGGAUGUGAAAACGAGCAUUGGAAUUGAUGUUGAAGGGGUGAAGACAGGGUUGCUGGGAGUGGAAGUUCUGUGUGGAGGUGUAACGUUGAAGGAGACCAAUACUGAGAUGCCAAGAUGUAUCAUAAGCACGCUUAAAUGGAUUAACAUCCGAUAACAAGAAGUUGUCUGCAGGGCUGAUGGUAAGAAUCAAUGAGACUGGAAAUCAAAUUAACGAAGCAAUUUAUGAUGGUAGACAAACAGAUGUACCUGUAACCGAAUUAUAUGGCAUGCUAAUUUUAUAUUUUUUACAUUUACAAUUACAAAAUAUAUAUAUUAUUUACUUAUUAGAGGGUUAUUAAUGGAAGAAGGUGAAGAUUAAAGAUUCAUAUAAUACAUAAAUGGUGGUUGGACCUGGUCAGGUUU